Messenger RNA from Dentiscutata erythropus, 381 nucleotides. The record is from the annotation of a GenBank genome assembly. Lineage: Eukaryota; Fungi; Glomeromycota; Glomeromycetes; Diversisporales; Gigasporaceae.
AUGGAUGAAUUUAUUAAAUGGCCAGAAGAUGACCAGGAAAAAACCUUUGAGCUGCAAGCUAUUGAUAUCGGCGCAGAGGGAAUUGGUAUUGAAAAGGAUGAGCAAGCAAUGAAUAUAGACGUGUCUAUAUAUAUACCUGUCUUUCUUUUUACUAAGUUAACUCCUAGAAGACGCCAAAAAUUGGUCUUUGCAGGGAAAACCCAGCGCUUCGAAAAUGAGUUCUUCCUCUACGACCAUCCUACCCUUAAUAACUAUAUAGCAGCCCGGGAGCUCAAUUUAAGUGAGGCCGUAUAUUGGGUAGAUUUUUAUGGCUAUCCUUUGAUUGCCAACGACCUAAAUAAAUUACUAAUCCUGCAAAACAGGAUGCAAGAUUUAGUAUGA